AUGGCUGAAUCCAACGCUGCCGCCGCCCCGGCAUUAAACACCAACAUCGAGUCGGGCAACUUCGACGAGAAGCAUGCACACCGCGGCCAGGAACCGGUCCAGACCAACCCCACCAUGAAGGCCAAGCCUAAGGAGGCAGACGAAGAAGAUGAGGACAUGGACGCCCUGAUCGAGGACUUGGAAUCUCAGGACGGCAACGCCUUUGAGGAAGAGGAGGAGACCGAAGGAACUCCUGGAGGUGGCCGCGUCAUCCCGGAAGAGAUGCUGCAAACCGACACUCGCAUGGGUCUCACUGAAGCUGAGGUCUCCAACCGCCGUCGCAAGUAUGGUCUCAACCAGAUGAAGGAGGAGAAGGAGAACCUGAUCCUCAAGUUCUUCGGUUUCUUCAUCGGUCCUAUCCAAUUCGUCAUGGAGGCUGCUGCCGUCCUUGCUGCCGGUCUGGAAGAUUGGGUCGAUUUCGGUGUCAUCUGUGCCCUUCUGCUCCUCAACGCUGCUGUCGGUUUCAUUCAAGAAUUCCAGGCUGGUUCAAUCGUCGAUGAGUUGAAGAAGACUCUUGCUCUCAAGGCUGUUGUCCUCCGUGACGGUACCCUCCAGGAAGUCGAAGCCCCUCAAGUCGUUCCCGGAGACAUCCUGCAGAUCGAGGAAGGUACCAUCAUUCCCGCUGACGGAAAAAUUGUCACCGACGAUGCGUUCCUCCAGGUCGACCAGUCUGCCAUCACGGGUGAAUCUCUCGCUGUCGACAAGCACAAGGGUGACCAGUGCUUUGCUUCCUCCGCUGUCAAGCGUGGUGAGGCCUUCAUGGUCAUCACUGCCACUGGUGACAACACCUUCGUCGGUCGUGCCGCUGCCCUCGUCAACCAGGCCUCCGGCGGCUCUGGUCACUUCACUGAGGUGCUCAACGGUAUCGGUACAAUUCUGCUCAUCCUCGUCGUCUUCACCCUCCUGAUCGUCUGGAUUUCUUCUUUCUACCGAUCCAACCCCAUUGUCGACAUCCUUCGGUUCACCCUCGCCAUCACCAUUGUCGGUGUUCCCGUCGGUCUUCCCGCUGUCGUCACCACCACCAUGGCUGUCGGUGCCGCCUACCUUGCCAAGAAGAAGGCUAUCGUGCAAAAGCUGUCUGCUAUUGAGUCCCUCGCUGGUGUCGAGAUUCUCUGCUCUGACAAGACCGGUACAUUGACCAAGAAUAAGCUUUCGCUGUCGGAGCCCUUCUGUGUCGCCGGCGUUGACCCCGAGGAUCUCAUGCUUACUGCCUGUCUCGCUGCUUCCCGCAAGAAGAAGGGUAUUGACGCUAUCGACAAGGCCUUCUUGAAGUCUCUCCGAUACUACCCCCGUGCCAAGGGUGUUCUGACCAAGUACAUCGUCAAGGACUUCUUCCCCUUCGACCCUGUUUCGAAGAAGGUCACUGCCGUUGUCGAGUCUCCCCAGGGCGAGAUCAUCACUUGUGUCAAGGGUGCCCCUCUUUUCGUUCUCAAGACUGUCGAGGAAGACCACCCCAUCCCCGAAGAGAUCGACCAGGCCUACAAGAACAAGGUUGCCGAGUUCGCCACCCGUGGUUUCCGCUCUCUUGGUGUUGCCCGCAAGCGUGGUGAGGGUGCCUGGGAAAUCCUCGGUAUCAUGCCCUGCUCUGACCCCCCUCGCCACGACACUGCCCGUACCAUCAACGAAGCCAAGCGCCUGGGUCUUUCCAUUAAGAUGCUUACUGGUGACGCCGUCGGUAUUGCUCGUGAGACUUCUCGUCAGCUCGGUCUUGGUACCAAUGUCUACAAUGCUGAGCGUCUCGGUCUUGGUGGUGGCGGUGACAUGCCCGGUUCCGAAGUAUACGAUUUCGUUGAGGCUGCUGAUGGUUUCGCUGAAGUUUUCCCUCAACACAAGUACAACGUCGUCGAGAUUCUGCAACAGCGUGGUUACCUGGUUGCCAUGACUGGUGAUGGUGUCAACGAUGCCCCGUCGCUGAAGAAGGCCGAUACUGGUAUUGCUGUCGAGGGUGCUUCUGACGCUGCCCGAUCCGCUGCUGACAUUGUCUUCCUGGCCCCGGGUCUUGGUGCCAUUAUUGAUGCCCUCAAGACUUCCCGCCAGAUUUUUCACCGCAUGUACGCCUACGUUGUCUACCGUAUCGCCCUCUCCCUCCACCUGGAAAUCUUCCUCGGUCUGUGGAUCGCUAUCCUGAACCGCUCGCUCAACAUUGAGUUGGUCGUCUUCAUUGCCAUUUUCGCCGAUGUUGCCACCCUCGCUAUCGCUUAUGACAACGCCCCGUACUCCGCAAGCCCCGUCAAGUGGAACCUGCCCAAGCUCUGGGGUAUGUCGGUCGUUCUCGGAAUCGUUCUCGCUGUCGGUACCUGGAUCACUGUCACCACCAUGUACGCUCAGGGUGAGAACGGUGGUAUCGUCCAGAACAACGGUAACAUGGACGAGGUUCUGUUCCUUGAGAUCUCGCUCACUGAGAACUGGCUCAUCUUCAUCACCCGUGCCAAUGGUCCCUUCUGGUCCUCUAUCCCAUCGUGGCAGCUGGCUGGUGCCAUCCUCAUGGUCGACAUUCUCGCCACCUGCUUCUGUAUCUGGGGUUUCUUCCAGGGUGGUCAGCUCACCCACAUUGUCGCCGUCGUCCGUAUCUGGAUUUUCUCUUUCGGUAUCUUCUGCAUCAUGGGUGGAAUCUACUACAUGCUUCAAGACAGUGUAGGAUUCGACAACCUCAUGCACGGAAAGUCACCAAAGGGAAGCCAGAAGCAGCGAUCUCUCGAGGACUUCGUCGUCUCACUCCAGCGCGUCUCCACGCAGCACGAGAAGUCGCAGUAG
Molecule: messenger RNA, 2793 nt
Organism: Anthostomella pinea
Lineage: Eukaryota; Fungi; Ascomycota; Sordariomycetes; Xylariales; Xylariaceae
Source: the annotation of a GenBank genome assembly